Molecule: messenger RNA, 602 nt
Organism: Spirometra erinaceieuropaei
Lineage: Eukaryota; Metazoa; Platyhelminthes; Cestoda; Diphyllobothriidea; Diphyllobothriidae
Source: the annotation of a GenBank genome assembly
AUGGGUGCGAGAAAUGAAGAAAGUAGGAGGAGCGACAGCAACUGCAUCAGCGACCGCGCGAGAGGCAGGACGCCUGGACUGCGCGCAAAGCUGAGGAGAUCGUAGGUUACGCGGACCGCAAAGAAUGGAAGAACUUCUUCUCUGCGAUCAAAGCUGUCUACGGUCCGCCGACGAAGGGCACUGCUCCUCUCCUCAGCGACGACGGCAGCACUCUCCUGACUGAGAAGACGCAAAUCCUACAACGACGGGCUGAGCAUGUCCGAGGCGUCCUCAACCGCCCCUCCGUCAUCUCCGACGCCGUCAUCGCCCGCUUGCCGCAAGUGGAGACCAACGUGGACCUCGACCUCCCGCCAUCUCUCCAGGAGAUCAUCAGGGCCGUGCAGCAGCUCUCCAGCGGGAAAGCACCCAGAUCGGACGCGAUCUCUGAUGAGGUCUACAAGCAAGAAGGUCCCCAACUGAUGGAUCACCUGACUGCGCUCUUCCAGGUGAUGUGGCGUGAAGCUGAAGUCCCGCAAGAUUUCAAAGACGCAACCAUCGUGCAUCCCUAUAAGCGAAAACGAAACCGCGAAGUCUGCGACAAUUACCGCGGCACUGCCUUUUGA